Molecule: messenger RNA, 2188 nt
Organism: Phlebotomus argentipes
Lineage: Eukaryota; Metazoa; Arthropoda; Insecta; Diptera; Psychodidae
Gene: Oatp26F
Product: solute carrier organic anion transporter family member 4A1
Exons: 5
Coding region: 1-2058 (685 amino acids)
Biological process (GO): transmembrane transport; sodium-independent organic anion transport
Cellular component (GO): membrane
Molecular function (GO): protein binding
Source: RefSeq, a predicted model, not a curated record
AUGUCAACACAGAGCAUUCCUAUAAACACGGGAGGAGAUCCAGGAGGUCCUCAGGAGAGUUCAAAAGCCUGCGGCUGGUUCAGAUUCAGGCCCCGAUGCCUUGAGCGCUUUAUGUCGCCCAAGUGGGCUCUCUUCUGGCUGUGCUGGGCAGGAGCUGUUCAGGGAUUAGUUGUCAAUGGAUUUAUCAACGUUGUCAUCACGACCAUUGAGCGUCGCUUUGGUCUAAAGUCCUCGCAAACUGGCCUCGUGGCGAGCGGAUAUGAUAUCGCGUCGUUUCUCUGUCUUGUUCCUGUGACAUACUUCGGCGGCCGAGUGGGAGCAUCGAAGCCCCUGUGGAUUGGACUGGGAGUCAUCUUGAUGGCGAUGGGCUCUUUCACCUUCUCCCUGCCGCACUUCCUCGUUGGACACUACAGGGCGACGGGGAGUGAUAGCAACAUCUGUCCAUCGGGACUCAAUGUGACAAACUCCUCCUCUCCGCAUGGAAAUUCAGCCUCGGAUUUAUGUAUUGUCACGGGUGAAAAUGGAAUUGAUGACUCCCAUGAGGAUUUAUCGUGGAACGUGUGGCUCUUCUUCAUCGCGCAAUUGCUCCAUGGAGCCGGUGCAUCGCCCCUCUACACACUGGGUGUCACCUAUAUUGACGAGAAUGUCUCCAAGAAGAUGUCUUCUGUGUACUUAGGGAUUUACUACACGACUGCAAUCAUAGGACCAGCUGUUGGAUAUGUUGUGGGGGGUCAAUUGCUCCUCUUCUACACGGACAUGGUUUCAGUGGAUCCUCUCGUAUUUGGCCUCACGCCUGAAAGCAAGGUUUGGGUUGGCGCUUGGUGGGUUGGAUUCGUAUUUAUGGCGGUGUUUUGCCUUAUGCUCUCUAUUCCCAUCUUGGCUUUCCCACCGUCUCUCCCUGGUGCAGAUGAGUUGCGCCUGGAGAGAGUCUCUGAGGCGCACGACAGUGGAAAUUCUGAGACUCAGAAGUUUUCCAAAAUCAAGGAAAUGCCCAAAGCUCUGUGCAGUCUGCUGAAGAAUCCGACAUUCUUCUUCCUUAACCUCGCUGGAGCAUCUGAGGGACUGAUAAUUGCUGGAUUUGCCGCUUUCCUGCCCAAACAGAUUGAGAAUCAAUUCAGCGUCACAGCGGUGUGGUCUGCACUACUGAUGGGAAUCAUUACAGUUCCUGCUGGAGGCGGAGGCACUUUCCUUGGAGGGUAUUUGGUGAAGAAGUUGAACCUUUCCUGUGCUGGAAUUAUCAAACUAUGCCUCGUGGCGACAUUAUUUGCCAGUCUCUUCACGGUUUGCUUCUUCUUAUCGUGUCCAAAUCUGAAUUUUGCUGGUGUUACAACGCCAUACCGGACAGAUGAGACAGAGAUUUCCAACAAUGAGCUUAAUUUAGUGAACUCUUGCAAUAGCAAGUGCUCAUGCAGCAAGAUGCACUACGAUCCUGUCUGUGGAAUAGACGGCAUAAUGUACUACUCACCUUGUCACGCCGGAUGCGAGACGGAGAGGAGUCUGGAUCAGUCCAAAAUCUACCUCAACUGCGACUGUAUCAUGGGCAAUUCCUCAGGUUUCGGCUAUGAGGCUAUCAACACGAUGUGCGACUCAACGUGCAAUCAUCUGUGGGUAUUUGUGAGUCUCUGCUUCUUCGUGAUGUUCUUCACCUUCCUGGCCACGAUGCCCGCUCUUUCUGCCACUCUGCGCUGCGUCCACGAUGAUCAGCGCUCAUUCGCGCUCGGAAUUCAGUGGAUCAAAGUGCGCAUCUUGGGCACAAUUCCAGCUCCUAUGAUCUUUGGCUCACUCAUCGACGAGUCCUGCAUUUUGUGGCAGGAAUCCUGCGACAAAUUCGGCGCCUGUCUCGUCUAUGACAACCUUUACAUGAGUCGAUAUAUGCUUGCGCUCGCGUUCAUCGGGAAAAUCUGUUCAGUGAUCUUCUUCCUCGGCGCCUGGUGGUUUUACAUCCCUCCAAAGACCACCGCGAGCGUUGUGGUGGCCAAGCAGCUUGAGGUGGCCGCUGUGAAUGGAAAGUGUGGAGAGCAUCACGCUCCUGUCCCGGAGAGUGGUGAUAAGUACUAAGAGAUUUGCAAUUCCUCGUCGUAGCUUAAAUCCCAAUCCCCUUUAGACAUUACAUAUAAUCUCACUAUUGACUAUUUAUAUAUGAACUAGGUGUAAUCAUUUUCAUUUUUAUACGUGAAGAAGAAGAAAG